AUGAAUGAAUAUAUUUAUAUAACUAACAGUUGGUCUAAGAUUGCGGAAUUGCUUCCUGGAAGAACAGACAACCAAAUAAAGAACUAUUGGAGAAGCAGAGUUCAAAAGCAAGCAAAGCAACUGAAAUGUGAGGUCAAUAGUCAACAAUUCAGAGACAUUAUGGGCAACGUCUUAAUACCCCGUUUGACUGAGCAAAUCCAAAAUUUGACCCAAAAUACUUAUACAAAUGUUCAUCAUCAUGAUAAAUCUCCUAAUCCAUCCAUCACCCGGGGUGCUGACCCGACCACCCGACUCAAUAUUACUAUGCCAGCUGCUACUUCAUCAAAUGACGUCGUACUAUUCCAACCCAAUUAUUAUGACAAUGAUGACCUACUCAUGUUACUCCAACCAGACGACCACGUUGCUACUACUGCUGAUCCUUUUGGACAUUACUCCUUUGAAUAUAAUGAAAGUCCUAAUACAUUUUGGAACACUCAGAGCUUUAUAUGA
Messenger RNA from Cannabis sativa, 489 nucleotides. Its product is annotated as transcription factor MYB24-like. The coding region runs from base 1 to 489 and encodes 162 amino acids. The record is from RefSeq and is a predicted model, not a curated record. The transcript has a single exon. Gene Ontology annotation, biological process: regulation of DNA-templated transcription. Gene Ontology annotation, molecular function: sequence-specific DNA binding; DNA-binding transcription factor activity. Lineage: Eukaryota; Viridiplantae; Streptophyta; Magnoliopsida; Rosales; Cannabaceae. Gene Ontology annotation, cellular component: nucleus.